GCCGGUGACACAGAUGCGGAUAUCACCACAGCUCUUUUAAUGACUGUACGGUGUGGGCAAGGGGGAAAGACUACCCUUGCCUAGCAAAUGAAAAAAACGUAGAAAGCGGGAGUCCAACUGUAACUUUUACAUCAAGCAUGCCAUGUGGGCGUGAAGCAGAGAGAGAGAGAGAGAGAGAGAGAGAGACGCCCUCGCUUUACAAGGGGUAAACCAUUUCACUCCUAUUCGCCACGCUGUGUAACAGGCAACGGGAGAAAAAGCUCCCCGAGUGCUGCAGGAAGUUGAUGGCUAUGUGUGAUGCUCAGACCUCAACAUCGUUUUUCAAUCAGAGUUUUUAAGAUCUGCAUAUGCCAAUGGUUUUACCACACGUAGAAUGGGAUUAACUUGGUCCGGCAAAUAUAUCUCACUGUUUCUUGCUGUUCAGUUAGUUUAUCUGCUACAUGUGGUGAGAGCAACGGGGAAAUGUGAUACAGUAUUCAGAGGGUUCUCCAAUUGCUUGCUGAGCCUGGGGGAGAAUAUGGCUAACUAUCCACAUGAGCUGGAUGAGAAGGAAAACCUACAGACCAUCUGCACAUAUUGGGAUGACUUCCACUCAUGUGCGACCACUGCGCUGGUGGAUUGCCAAGAGGGAGCCACAGACCUAUGGGAGAAGCUCAAAAAGGAGUCCAGAAACUUAGAGUUCCGAGGGAGCUUGUUUGAACUGUGUGGCGGGGGGAACGGGGCCUCCAAAUCCACAGUCGCUUUAGGUCUCAUCAUACUUCUAACGGCACUUUCCGCCUUAGUGACUUGGCUUGCAUUUUAGCAAAAACAAACAAAGAAGAAGAUAAAGGGGAAAAAUGCUAGCUAUUGACACAAAAAUACAAAACAAAAGAGACGUUUGAAUUCAUUUACACCCAAAUGGAUUAUACUUCAUCCGGGGAAGGCGACCUGAUUUUGCUAGAGACAUUGGCGGGUCGUCUUCCGGGACUGGUGCACCAUAUUUCUCUGACCUGGGGUCAAUUACAUUAAAUAUUUAGCAGGUAUUGAGUUGAAAUUAUGAUGACAUUUAGAUGGAUCCUCGCCCGGUUACUAUUAAAGUCGACGAUGAAUUAUUUAUAUUAGUAGCCUAGGCCUUGACAUCUGUUAUUUCAGGUGAUUGCAAACUGCUCAUACUCUGUAGGCUAAUGCGAGGCGCGCUUAGCCCAACGAAAUCUCCAGAUCGGUCUCCAAUAUUCACCGUUUAGAUAUGUUAUUUACUUUACUUUGCGAAAUGUAUCAUGUCGAGCUAAGUAUAAAUGGAAAGGGUUGUUUGAGGAUAUGAUGUUUCUACUUUCACACGAUGCUAAUAGCCUAACUAUCACCCUAGAAAAAAUACAUGUAAAAUAGCAUAGUAAUAAGAAUGAAAAAAAGAGUACAAGCAUUCAAUGGUAGUUUGGUUAUUACGUGAAAAGUAGCGUAUAGCAACAUGUUGACAAAGUUGGUCAAUGUAGAGAACGAAAACAGUGGCCGGAGAGUGACAUGACGGUUGCCAUUAUGUUGGCACUUUACCCAUCAAUUUACGAACAAAUAGAAGCUACCCAUGGGGUAUAGUGUACAUGAAACCAUACUUCCCCAAAGUAGGCUACAGUAGCACGAGAAUACUCGGAACGCGAAAUCAAU
Molecule: messenger RNA, 1638 nt
Organism: Oncorhynchus kisutch (coho salmon)
Lineage: Eukaryota; Metazoa; Chordata; Actinopteri; Salmoniformes; Salmonidae
Product: neuritin-like
Exons: 3
Coding region: 374-802 (142 amino acids)
Biological process (GO): neuron projection extension; nervous system development
Cellular component (GO): plasma membrane
Source: RefSeq, a predicted model, not a curated record